This is a messenger RNA of Dryobates pubescens (Downy woodpecker), 7542 nucleotides long. It is a transcript of the gene USP19, whose product is annotated as ubiquitin specific peptidase 19. The transcript has 28 exons. NCBI's taxonomy places the organism in Eukaryota, Metazoa, Chordata, Aves, Piciformes, Picidae. Gene Ontology annotation, biological process: protein deubiquitination. The record is from RefSeq and is a predicted model, not a curated record. Bases 1064 to 5356 code for a protein of 1430 amino acids. Gene Ontology annotation, molecular function: cysteine-type deubiquitinase activity.
GGUUUGAUUUCUCAGUGCUGGGAAGAAUCUGUAGCUGACCGGUUUUGGUGUCAAUGGGGACUGGAGCUGAGCAGCAGUAUGUGGCCAGUGUCAGACACAACUUUGCGAAGCACAACCAUGUUCCUUGCUGCAAGGAGCCCUUCCCAUUCCCUGUGCAGCCAGAUGUGUUGCUGCAUCCUGGGGAGGUCCAGUCUAUAGAGCAGUGAGGGGUGGUACUGCUGUCCUUCCAUGUGCUCUCAAGCUCUCUGGGGCUGAUGCUGGGCUCUGUGCAGCAUCUCUAUCUCCAGGGUGUUUUAGGUCCCUCCACCAUGGGUGGCAGGAACUGUCUGUGUCAGGCAGCCCAGCUGGACUUGGCACUUGAGCUAUUUGCUUGCCUUUGGUGUCUCUUGGUUAUGAGGGUGGGUUGGACUUUGCAGAUUGUAGUUGUGACUCCAGGCUUGCAAAUAUUCAUUGCCCCAAGCACUUCUAGAGCGUGAGGUGGGCAACACAGAGCUGCCAGUGUGCUCCCUCCAGCUGAGCACCUCCCUUGGAGGUGCUACCUAACCCUGGCCAUGCCUGAGCAGGGCUGUGAGGUCUGUGUUUGGUACAUGAGUGAGAGCAGAAUGAGGUGUUCCAGAGGGCACUGCCUGCCUCCUGCAGAGGGAGAGGCAGGCUCAGUGGAGCUGGGCUAGGGGAAGAUGCUGUCAACCUCAGUUCUGUGUCCUCAGGUGGGAGCAGCACCAUGUGAUGGGGUGUGAAUUAGCACACCAGGAGCUACUGCAGGUUGCUGGCACCUAGGGAUAGGUGUAGCUGGGCAUUCUCCCCUGCAGCAAGCCCCUGCAGACUGGUUUUUAAUGUCUGCUACAUACAGAAGACCCCCGGUUGUAUCUUGGGAGCUCUGACAAGCCCAUGCUUUUGGCAAGUAAGAGUUGUAGCAGCUGUGAUGAGGCCACUAGUUCCUUGCCAGAGAGUUUGACCACAGAGAGUCGCCAAGAUAGCUGGGCCAGGAAGAAAACGUCGCACCCCUGACCCAGACUCCAUCACCGACCCCGGCGGGCCGUUUGUGUCCUCCAAACGGCUGAAGAUGUCCAGCAGCACUAAUGCCCCUGGCCAGAGGAGAGUGUCUCGGGGCUUGGAUGAUGCUGCCAACAAGAAGAAGCAGAAAGAUCGAGCCAACCAAGAGAGCAAGGAAGUGUCUUGCCCUGAGCUCGAGCAGGCUGAGACUGCCCGGGAGAAGGACUUGGAGGAGGAGCUGCUGCUGGACUGGAAGCAGAAUGCAGAUGAGAUCAUCGUCAAGCUGAACUUGGGCAGUGGCGGUCUGAAGGUAGAGGAUGUGGAUACAUUUUUCACCGACACUGACUGUACGAUCAAACUGCCAGACGGGCGCCAGUGGAGCUGUCAGUUCUUUGAGGAGAUUGAGGGCUCCUGCAGCAAGGUCCAGUGCAAGAAGGGCAACUUGCUACAUCUUGUGCUUCAGAAGAAGAUCCCACUCCAUAACUGGUCUUCGCUUCUGAAGAAAAGGAAAGAUGGAUCCAAAGAGCCAGCCAAAGGAGCCAUGUGCUGGGAGAACGGAAAGGAGAAGGCUGCUUCUGCAGAGCUGGCCUCUGAAGAGCCAAAGGCUGAAGGUGCAGAGCUGACCAGGUCCCGGCGGGAGCCCUCCAAUCCCAAGCGCGCUCCAGGAAGGAAUGAAGCCCUGGGAGGGAAGAGCCCAGCCAGCCCAGGGACGCAGAGCGGCCCCAGCGCCAAGCGGGCAGUAUACCUCAAAGUGGCUCCCACUGAGGAAGAGCCACGUGCCAGAGUCACCGGGAGCAUGGAGCCCAGCAGAGGGCACAGUGGGAGGGCAGGCAGCCGCCGCAAUGGCAGAACCAGCCAGGUCGAUGUGCCCACAGCCCUCACAGACCUCACACCGCCGUUGGAGAAGGCUGCGGUUUUGGCCAAAGAAAGCGUUCCUGUGGAGAUGCCGCCUCUCGCAGCUACCACAGAGGUGUUCCCCCACCGUGUUGCCACCUGUGUGGAGAAGAGAGUCCUGCAGCCAGGCAGCCCUGCCGAGGCCUUGCGAGGCUGGGACUGCAUGCCUAUCCUGGGAGAGAACUCUAAGGCUGUCCCAGUAGCCACCCCUCCGCUGGGCAGAGAUGGUGAGAAAAGGGACUGGUCCAAGGAUGAUGUGGCUCUGGAGGCAGCAGCUGAUGAGCCAGAACCUUUUGUGAGCUUGAGCUUUGUCAAGAAUGACUUCUAUGAGAAGGGCAAUGACCUGGUGGUGGUGCAUGUCUACGUGAAAGAGAUCCACAAGGAGAUGUCCAAGGUGUUGUUCCGGGAGCAAGACUUCACGCUGAUGUUCCAGACGAGUGAUACAAACUUCCUUCGCCUCCAUCCUGGCUGUGGGCCCCACACAGUGUUCCGGUGGCAGGUGAAGCUCAGGAACCUUAUUGAACCAGACCAGUGUACAUACAACUUCACAGUGUCUCGCAUAGACGUCUGCCUGAAGAAACGCCAGAGCCAGCGCUGGGGUGGGCUGGAGGCUCCAGCUACACGAGGUGCAGUGGGUGGUGCAAAGGUUGCCAUGCCUACAGGCCCUACCCCUCUGGACAAGAGCCCCCCAGGCAGUAACCAGCACCCCCUGUCCAGCAAGGAAGAGGCCCGUGCUAAUGAUAAAGAGAAGCCACGUGUGGAAGAUGGGGGUCUGGAUGGUGUGGCAGCCCGUACAGCCCCGGAGCAUGUGGCAGUGAAACAGGAGCCGCACAUCCCCUCGCCCAAACCAACAUGCAUGGUGCCACCAAUGACACACAGCCCGGUGAGCUCUGAGAGUGUGGAAGACGAUGAGGAUGAGGAUGAAAAGAAAAAGGUCUGCCUGCCUGGCUUCACGGGGUUGGUGAACUUGGGCAACACUUGCUUCAUGAACAGUGUCAUCCAGUCCCUGUCCAACACCCGGGAGCUACGUGACUACUUCCAUGAUCGGUCCUUUGAGUCAGAAAUCAACUACAACAACCCUCUGGGGACAGGAGGACGCCUGGCCAUUGGUUUUGCCAUGCUGCUGCGAGCGCUCUGGAAGGGCACUCACCAUGCCUUUCAGCCCUCUAAACUGAAGGCAAUUGUGGCCAGCAAGGCCAGCCAGUUCACUGGCUAUGCCCAGCACGAUGCUCAGGAGUUCAUGGCCUUCCUGCUUGAUGGCCUGCACGAAGACCUCAACCGCAUCCAGAACAAACCCUACACAGAGACUGUUGACUCAGAUGGGAGACCUGACGAGGUGGUAGCUGAGGAGGCCUGGCAGCGACACAAGAUGAGGAAUGACUCUUUCAUUGUGGACCUCUUCCAGGGCCAGUACAAAUCCAAGCUGGUGUGCCCAGUGUGUUCCAAGGUGUCCAUCACCUUUGACCCCUUUCUGUACCUACCUGUGCCCCUUCCUCAGAAGCAGAAGGUUCUGACUGUCUACUACUUUGCAAAGGAGCCACACAAGAAACCCAUCAAGUUCCUCGUGAGUAUCAGCAAGGAGAACUCCAGUGCCAUGGAGGUACUCGACUCGGUCGCCCACAGUGUGCGGGUGAAGCCAGAGAACCUGCGCCUGGCAGAGGUGAUCAAGAAUCGCUUCCACCGCACAUUCAUGCCGUCCAACUCACUGGACACAGUCACCGCCACGGACCUGCUGCUGUGUUUUGAGGUGCUGUCCCCAGAGCUGGCCAAGGAGCGAGUGGUGGUGUUGCAAGUCCAGCAGCGUCCACAGGUACCCAGUGGCCCUGUUGCCAAGUGUGCAGCCUGCCAGAAGAAGCAGCUGCCAGAGGAUGAGAAGCUCAAGCGCUGCACAAGAUGCUAUCGAGUUGGUUACUGCAAUGUGGCAUGUCAGAAAACACACUGGCCAGACCACAGGGCUCUGUGCCGCCCAGAGAACAUUGGUUUCCCCUUCAUCAUCAGCGUGCCGGAGUCCCGCCUCACCUACGCCCGCCUGGCCCAGCUGCUGGAGGGCUAUGCCAGGUACUCAGUCAGCGUGUUCCAGCCUCCAUUCCAGCUGGGCAGGAUGUCACCAGAGCAGGGGCUGCAGCCUCUGCUAGAACCCUUGGCCAAGAGCAGCUGUGCAGCAGCCACCUCUGCCCCUGAGUCAGGGGAGGGGGACAAGGCUUCCAGCCUCCUGCAGGAGCCCCCGCUCUCUCCAGCUGUGCCUGAGCUGCAUCCAGAGGUGGGUGAUGCCAGCACUGUCCGGAGCAAGGUCCUGGUAGCCAGGAGUUCCCUGCUGAGCUUGGAUUCAGGCUUCUCUGAGCAUGUGGAUUCACAAGGCAACAGCUGUUGUGAGAAGGAGCCAUCCUAUGAGAGGGCCCUAAAGCCAGAAGCUGCCAUCCCUGGGUACCAACACACUCCAGAUUCGCUGAGUGCCCGCGCCACGCAGUUCUACAUCAAUAAGAUCGAUGCUGCCCAGCGGGAGCACAAGCUGGAAGAUAAAGGUGACACACCUCUGGAGCUGACAGAUGACUGCUCCCUUGCCCUGGUGUGGCAGAACAAUGAGCGCCUCAAGGAAUUCGUGUUGGUGGAGUCCAAGGAGCUGGAGUGUGUGGAGGACCCAGGCUCAGCCAGUGAAGCAGCCCGGGCUGGCCACUUCACCCUUGAGCAGUGCCUCAAUCUCUUCACAAAGCCCGAAGUCCUGGCCCCAGAGGAAGCGUGGUACUGCCCCAAGUGCAAGCAGCACCGAGAGGCCUCCAAGCAGCUGAUGCUGUGGCGGCUGCCCAACGUCCUCAUCAUCCAGCUCAAGCGCUUCUCCUUUCGCAGCUUCAUCUGGAGGGACAAGAUCAACGACAUGGUAGACUUCCCUGUCCGGAACCUGGACCUCAGCAAGUUCUGCAUCGGACGAAAGGGCGAGCAGCAGCUGCCCAUGUACGACCUAUAUGCUGUGAUCAACCACUAUGGAGGCAUGAUUGGAGGGCACUACACAGCAUAUGCCCGCCUGCCCAGUGACAAGAACAGCCAGCGCAGCGACGUGGGCUGGCGGCUCUUCGACGACAGCACAGUCACCACCGUGGACGAGAGCCAGGUGGUCACUAGAUAUGCUUAUGUCCUCUUCUACCGCCGGAGGAACUCUCCUGUGGAGAGACCCCCGCCAGGGCACCCCCCAGACCACCGAGCCGAGCGCACCCCUUCUGCUGAAGCCACUGCCAGCCAGGCUUCUCUGAUCUGGCAGGAACUGGAGGCUGAAGAACAAGAGCUGCAACUCGAGGCGCCUCAAAGGCUUGCAAGAAAUUCCUGGAGGCCCCGUGGCCAAAAGCGGAGUCCAGGCACCCCACAGCACCCAGACGAAGGCUGCAUCAGAUACUUUGUCCUGGCCACUACAGCUGCAAUUGUGGCUCUCUUCCUAAAUGUCUUCUACCCGCUCAUUUACCAGACCCGUUGGAGAUAGGCACGGGCACACAGCCAGCCGCAGGAGCAGGGCUGCCCAGGCACGCGCCGUCCUCGGACACUACGCAACGAAGACAGCGAGUGGCAGGACAGAAACUGCCAGGAAGGACUCACCAAGGGAAGCGUGGGGCCGCCGGCUCCUGCUUGUCUGCUCCGGCAUCUUCUGUGCCAGCUGGCAGGGAUGCUUGGCCAGCCCGCUGCCUUGCCAAGGCACAGCCCAGAACCAGGAGCCCCUUUGCCCUCCCUUCAUCCUUGCUGCCCACUGGGAGCAGGACAGACCUCAUGGCUACCUGCUGUUCAGGAAGUGAUGUUUCUGCUGCAGUGGGACCAGGGCCUGGGAACCACCCAGGAUCAUCAAACUGCCUCUGCUUUGCUCCCAGGAAAAAGGAGGAGACCUGCCAGGAGGUUGCAGCAAGGGCAGGAUGCCCUGACACAGUUCCUGGUCUGGUCACCUCUCCUAGCUGUGCUGCUGUGGGAUCCUUGUACUCCCCAGAGCUGGCACAACCUGCAGCUCCUGGGCCAGGGCAGUCCAGUCCUUCCUGCCAGCCUCUUCCUAAGCCUCCUGGUGCCAGCACACCCAUGGUGGGGACAAACAGGCUUCUCACCAAGGGUUUGUGUGCUUCCAUGCUCAGCCAGAGGCUCAGACCCACCACAGCUCCCCUCCUCUCUUGUGAGCCUGGUAGUCUGGGCUGGCGUGCCCAUGGUGAGCACCUGCCUCUGUGGGCUGCUGGCUCUUCCCAGCCCCCAGUGCUGUGGGGCAUGUGGGCUGUUCCCACUCAGCCCCAGCUGGCAGUGUCUCGGAGAGCUAAGUCUCUGCCAGGGGAGGACAGUACAGCACCUUGUUUGCAAGGGAAUCAGUUGCCUGUGGGGUAAUGGAGUGCAGGCAGGACCUCAGUGUGUUAAUAAAGCCAGGUUUUCCAAAGAGAUGCAGCAUCACUGUCCUGUCUGAUGGGACCUCCAGGCAGGGUCAAGGACCCUCUCUGUACUGGGGCUGGUGGCUUUCCUGUGCCUGUGGUGACUAUCCCAGCUGCAUGGGGAUUAUCAUGGGAACCGUGCCCUAGGCUCUGUUGGGUGCCUGGCACACCCUGUGUGGCAGCAGACUUGGGACAACUCUGCCUGCCUGUGCCAGGGGGUAUGCCACAGGGCGGCAUCCCCAGCAGGGCACGUGCAGCGGGGCUGGCAGUGUGCCAUCCCCUGGGGUUGGGACACGGGCGACAGCUCUUCUGGUGUCUGACAUUGAGACAUGUUGCCCUUGGCUGAGCCUGGCUCAGGCUGUUCUGACGUGUUUGGGUGCAAGAAGUGACUUCAGAGCCCUGUGACUUCCUUUUCUGUCUCUGUUGCUUUCCUACCAUCAGUGCCCUUGGCUGGCUCAGGAAGGAUGCUUGGCAGGGAAGGGGCUCACCUGUGUUUCAGGCUGGGGUUCGAACUGGACAGUGAGGAGCCCAGGCUUCCCCACCUCAGUUUCCUGCACAUGACACAAUGUUUUCCUUGACAAGUGCGUCCCAGCUGGGGAACCCAGCAGGGUCGCGCUGCAGUCAUGAGGUGCCAGCCCUGGAACAGUCACCUCAUUGUCUGCAGCCCUGAGGCUCGGCAGCUUCUCCCACUCACCCACGGCGCUGGCCUCGUGAGGCUGACUCAGUGCCCAGCGCCGGUGGGGUGACCUCUGCUCCGGCUGGCGCUGAUGACCCAGGGUUGAGACCCACAAGCUGCUGCCUGCACCUGCCUGCUCAGCCUUGCCUGAAGUGGGUGGCCAGCAGCAAGGCCCAGGCUAGGCUCUCUGGGCCCUGGAAAUCCCCUUUGGUCCUGUGCUGUUCCUUAGGCCCUAAGAGGCACUGGCAGCCUGGCUGGGUACCCAUUGUGAGGCACAGGGCUCUGCUCACAACAGCCCUGGCCACAGCAGCCCUAUAGGCAUGAAUGCCAGGCUGGGGAGAGGUGGCAGCAGCAAAGCUGGGAUGAGUGUGCUGCUGCUGGGGUCCCUGGCAUGCUGCCUUCGCCCUGCCCUCUUGAUGGGGCUGGCACCAACUGCUGCUCUCCAGACCAUGGAACUGCACAUGUUGCCAGGCUCUCUGUGCUGAGGGGCUGUGUCUCCCCAGGUAUCCCAUGGCCCCUUGGCCAUAAGAAAAUGGGUGGGCAGGGUGCUGGUCUCCCUCUUGCACCCCUGCUCCCCCUCUCACACCUGCCUUCUGC